AUACUUUCGGUUUUUUUUUUAAUUUAUCUCUAUCAAAUUACGAUUUAGAAUUAUAAAUUAAGUAUGACAGAUGGAUCAAUGGGAACUCCGAGGAUAAACAUGCACAGGAACAUCGAAAUCAAAGCGGCAAUUCGAGAUGUUGAACGUACUGUUUCAAAAGCCGUAGAGCUGAGCGACACUGCUAAGGAAAAAAUUGAGCAACAUGAUACCUUUUUCAAAAUACAAGACGGAAGAUUAAAAUUACGGAAAUUCGAGGAUGGUACUGCAGAGUUAAUUUUAUAUAAGCGACCAAAUGUUUUGGGACCAAAGUUAUCUACUUAUGACAAAGUGACGUUAAACUCAGAUAUUGUAGAGUCAAUGACAAAUAUUUUGUCUCAAUCCAUUGGUGUACUUGGAGUUGUUAAGAAGACAAGAUUCUUAUACAUGGUUGGGCAGACUCGAGUACACAUUGAUGAAGUCGAUGGUUUGGGUAAUUUCAUAGAAUUGGAGGUAAUGCUGCAAAAAGAUCAGGAUGUAGAAACUGGACAGAAAAUUGCUGACGAUCUCAUGCGAGCACUCUUUAUAAAAGAAGACGAUUUAAUCGCAGAAGCAUACAUAGAUCUGCUGAAUUCUAAAACAUAAGUAUCUCUUUCUCAGCUGUUUAUAUUUCCAAAUGUAAAUGUACAGAAAUGAUGACUUUUUCACUUGCAUUUCUUCACUUAUUAAUUAAAAAAUAUAUAAAACAGUUCUAUUUUUGAUAAUAAAUUACAUGUAUUUUAUACGUUGGUAAA
Molecule: messenger RNA, 770 nt
Organism: Solenopsis invicta (red fire ant)
Lineage: Eukaryota; Metazoa; Arthropoda; Insecta; Hymenoptera; Formicidae
Exons: 4
Coding region: 64-621 (185 amino acids)
Source: RefSeq, a predicted model, not a curated record